AUGGCGCCCGUUCUCACAGGACACAGGAGCCCCCCGCCAUACCACCCGUUCUCACAGGACACAGGAGCCCCCCGCCAUACCGCCCGUUCUCACAGGACACAGGAGCCCCCCGCCAUACCGCCCAUUCUCACAGGACACAGGAGCCCCCCGCCAUACCACCCGUUCUCACAGGACACAGGAGCCCCCCGCCAUACCACCCGUUCUCACAGGACACAGGUGCCCCCCGCCAUGCCGCCCGUCCUCACAGGACACAGGAGCCCCCCGCCAUACCGCCCGUUCUCACAGGACACAGGAGCCCCCCGCCAUACCGACCAUUCUCACAAGACACAGGAGCCCCCCGCCAUGGCGCCCGUUCUCACAGGACACAGGAGCCCCCCGCCAUACCACCCGUUCUCACAGGACACAGGAGCCCCCCGCCAUACCGCCCGUUCUCACAGGACACAGGAGCCCCCCGCCAUACCGCCCACUCUCACAGGACACAGGAGCCCCCCGCCAUACCACCCGUUCUCACAGGACACAGGAGCCCCCCGCCAUGCCGCCCGUCCUCACAGGACACAGGAGCCCCCCGCCAUACCGCCCGUUCUCACAGGACACAGGAGCCCCCCGCCAUGCCGCCCGUUCUCACAGGACACAGGAGCCCCCCGCCAUACCGCCCACUCUCACAGGACACAGGAGCCCCCCGCCAUACCACCCGUUCUCACAGGACACAGGAGCCCCCCGCCAUGCCGCCCGUCCUCACAGGACACAGGAGCCCCCCGCCAUACCGCCCGUUCUCACAGGACACAGGAGCCCCCCGCCAUGCCGCCCGUUCUCACAGGACACAGGAGCCCCCCGCCAUGCCGCCCGUUCUCACAGGACACAGGAGCCCCCCGCCAUGCCGCCCAUUCUCACAGGACACAGGAGCCCCCCGCCAUGGCGCCCGUUCUCACAGGACACAGGAGCCACCCGCCAUACCACCCGUUCUCACAGGACACAGGAGCCCCCCGCCAUACCGCCCGUUCUCACAGGACACAGGAGCCCCCCGCCAUACCGCCCAUUCUCACAGGACACAGGAGCCCCCCGCCAUACCACCCGUUCUCACAGGACACAGGAGCCCCCCGCCAUACCGCCCAUUCUCACAGGACACAGGAGCCCCCCGCCAUGGCGCCCGUUCUCACAGGACACAGGAGCCCCCCGCCAUACCACCCGUUCUCACAGGACACAGGAGCCCCCCGCCAUACCGCCCGUUCUCACAGGACACAGGAGCCCCCCGCCAUACCGCCCAUUCUCACAGGACACAGGAGCCCCCCGCCAUACCACCCGUUCUCACAGGACACAGGAGCCCCCCGCCAUGCCGCCCGUUCUCACAGGACACAGGAGCCCCCCGCCAUGCCGUCCGUUCUCACAGGACACAGGAGCCCCCCGCCAUGCCGCCCGUUCUCACAGGACACAGGAGCCCCCCGCCAUACCUCCCGUUCUCACAGGACCCAGGAGCCCCCCGCCAUACCACCCGUUCUCACAGGACACAGGAGCCCCCCGCCAUACCGCCCGUUCUCACAGGACACAGGAGCCCCCCGCCAUACCGCCCACUCUCACAGGACACAGGAGCCCCCCGCCAUACCGCCCACUCUCACAGGACACAGGAGCCCCCCGCCAUACCACCCGUUCUCACAGGACACAGGAGCCCCCCGCCAUGCCGCCCGUCCUCACAGGACACAGGAGCCCCCCGCCAUACCGCCCGUUCUCACAGGACACAGGAGCCCCCCGCCAUGCCGCCCGUUCUCACAGGACACAGGAGCCCCCCGCCAUGCCGCCCGUUCUCACAGGACACAGGAGCCCCCCGCCAUACCGCCCACUCUCACAGGACACAGGAGCCCCCCGCCAUACCACCCGUUCUCACAGGACACAGGAGCCCCCCGCCAUGCCGCCCGUCCUCACAGGACACAGGAGCCCCCCGCCAUACCGCCCGUUCUCACAGGACACAGGAGCCCCCCGCCAUGCCGCCCGUUCUCACAGGACACAGGAGCCCCCCGCCAUGCCGUCCGUUCUCACAGGACACAGGAGCCCCCCGCCAUGCCGCCCGUUCUCACAGGACACAGGAGCCCCCCGCCAUACCACCCGUUCUCACAGGACACAGGAGCCCCCCGCCAUACCGCCCGUUCUCACAGGACACAGGAGCCCCCCGCCAUACCGCCCAUUCUCACAAGACACAGGAGCCCCCCGCCAUACCACCCGUUCUCACAGGACACAGGAGCCCCCCGCCAUGCCGCCCGUCCUCACAGGACACAGGAGCCCCCCGCCAUACCGCCUGUUCUCACAGGACACAGGAGCCCCCCGCCAUGCCGCCCGUUCUCACAGGACACAGGAGCCCCCCGCCAUACCACCCGUUCUCACAGGACAAAGGAGCCCCCCGCCAUCGCCAUACCACCCGUUCUCACAGGACACAGCCCACUAGGCCAGAAGCCUAAGAGAGAGUAG
Molecule: messenger RNA, 2457 nt
Organism: Bufo gargarizans (Asiatic toad)
Lineage: Eukaryota; Metazoa; Chordata; Amphibia; Anura; Bufonidae
Product: extensin-like
Exons: 1
Coding region: 1-2457 (818 amino acids)
Source: RefSeq, a predicted model, not a curated record